Molecule: messenger RNA, 2717 nt
Organism: Diorhabda sublineata
Lineage: Eukaryota; Metazoa; Arthropoda; Insecta; Coleoptera; Chrysomelidae
Product: gastrula zinc finger protein XlCGF26.1-like
Exons: 4
Coding region: 156-1535 (459 amino acids)
Biological process (GO): regulation of transcription by RNA polymerase II
Cellular component (GO): nucleus
Molecular function (GO): DNA-binding transcription factor activity, RNA polymerase II-specific; RNA polymerase II cis-regulatory region sequence-specific DNA binding
Source: RefSeq, a predicted model, not a curated record
AGUAUGUCUAUUCAAAGAAAAAAAAGAAGACGUUUUGAGGUUAUAAUUGGGAAUAAACAGCUUUUAAGUAAAUACAAUGAUACAUUCAAAUUAAGUUAGAAUCUCAUUCCCAUAAAAUUAUUGAAAGGUGGAUUAGCAAAACAUUGUUUAAUACUAUGAAGACCGAAAACAAUAAUUCAGGAGAUCCUAUCUGGACUCAAAAUGUAGAAUUAUUAACACAAGAAGAAUGUUUACCCGUUAUAGGAAGCUCUCAAGUUUCUUCGAUCCUUCAACAUUUAGAUCCAUCAAUGGUUGAAAAUGGUCCACAAAAUAUGGACUUAAUAAUUCUACCGACAAGCGAUUUCAAACUUCCUGUAGUAGAAAAUCCUUUCACUCUAACAAAUAGUUAUAUUGUCCUAAAAGAAAAUGGUGAAACAAAACCAGAUAACUCUAAAAAUACAAAUGAUAAAACAAAUGAUAAUUUGAAGUCAAAGAAAGAUAAUUAUGAAGACAUGCUAUAUUAUGUUUGUAAUUUAUGUCCAUUUCUGUGUAUAAAAGAUACCAAAAUUAAUGAACAUUUAGAAAAUGCUCACAAAAAUAAAACAGUAGUAAGUUUGCAAGAAUUAAAAUGUCCUGCUUGUAGGAAUAUUUUUUAUCACAGAAUGUCUCUGAGGUCUCACCUUAUACAUGACCAUGGAGUAGGAAACUCAGACAUUUCUUCCAUAAUACAGGCAAUUGUGUAUUAUUCUAAUAAAAAUAAAAAGAAAGAAAAACAAAAAUCACCAAUAAGAAAUACAUCAGAUAAGUUAACUCUAAACAGCAAUGUUGAAGAUAAUCCUCCACCAACAGACGUUUCUAAACAAAACCCACCAAAAACAAUUUUUGACAGUGUUAUAAAGGUUUCUGAAGCUUUCACUACAUCUAGUGUAGAUACAACUAAAAGUACACAAUGUCCUUUUACGACAUGUAAAAUAUUAUUUCCAGAUGCUGAAAAAUUAAAUCAACACAUAUCUUGUCAUGCUGAUACAGGUUUCGCAUGUUUCAACUGUGGUGAAAAAUUUAAUGCUUGGAAACCGCUAACCUCUCAUAUGUGGAGACUCCACAAGAUAGACAUGGGCCUGUAUUCUUGUGAUCAAUGUGAUUACAAAACUUACAGUUUAGCCAAACUCAAUAACAUCCAUAAAUUGAUACAUGGAGACGCUAAAAAUUUCUCUUGUGAUGUCUGCAACAAAGCAUUCAAGAAUAAUAAACAACUGAGGAAUCAUAAAUUGACGCAUAAAGAAAAGUCAUUAAAACUUACCCACAUAUGUGACGAAUGCUCUAAAGGAUUUUCUGAUAGGCGCCAACUUAGGAUACACUUGGAUAUAGUGCAUAAGAAGUUGAAACCGUUUUUGUGUAAUUUUUGUGGUUAUAAAGGUUCAUCAAGAAGUUCCUUAAAAAUGCAUAUCAGACAACAUACAGGUAACAAUUGGUUGUCAUGCAUUUUAUGGUUCACCGGAGAGGUUCCUGUGCAGAUAGACUGGAAAGUCUGUGGGAAUGGCUUUUUGUAUCUCUAAAGGCGACUGAUAUCGAAAAUAAAUUAAUUUGAGCAAUGCUGUAUGGUAUACUUGUGAGUGUAGUCUGUUUGCCUGCCCGGAUCGUGUCAAUUGCUUUCUAGCGUUUGUCUCAUAUGGUUGUCUUGUUACUGGCAUUGUAUUACCAGUUCAAUAUCUGAUAAUAACUCUAUCUGUAACUGAACAGCAUUUUGUUCCAGCCGUUCCUGGAGGCGUAUGGAAACUGGAAAACUUGUUGGCAGCAGUGUGUAGAUGUGGAAGGAUGCUACUUUGAAAAAUUCUAAUCGUUUGUACUGUUUUCAUGAAUAAAUAGUUUAAAAAAAAAUGAGUCCUACUACCUGUAGAACAGACACUGUAUGCGGAUGACUAUCAAUAAAAUAAGAGCUACGAAAUAGAAUAGAGAAGUGGGGUAAUGAAAUGAAAUAAUACGGACAGGACUGCAGAUAAAGAUACAAGAGACAGAAAUAAUGAAAAUAUCAAAAAUACUAGAAGAAAUAAUUGUGCAAACACAAGAAUAGGUGAAGAGCGUUGGAAAGGUAAUUGUAGCAGAGUUGUGAGACCAGAUGAAAGAAUUGGCAAAGAGGUAUCCAUUAGGGUGAAUAAGAUACAAUCUACGUAUAUAGCAUUGUACAGAAUAUUUCUUGAACAGAAAAAAAAUAACAAAACAUACAGAAACAGACAGAAAUUAUAAGUCAGUACUACUAGCAAUGCUAAUCUAUGGUAGCGAAUUGUGAGGAUUGAAGCAGAAAAUAACAAAGUGUGAAAUGAGGAUACGAAGAAGGUUUGUACAAAUUGAACAAUUAAGGUGAUUAGUGGGAAAAGGAAAUAAAUAAGAAAAUAUGAGACAGAUAUAGAAAAUAGAAUAAUGAAAUAACAAACAACAUGGAAACUGGAGUCGAGCUAAACAAGAAGGGAAGAAUUGAACCAAACUAAACAUAAAUAUUACCUCUACAUCCAUGGGAGAAGAGGUUGCACAUAAAUUCUUACAGGUUGUCUAUUUUUUACAUCAAAAACGAAUGGUACAAAGUUUAUAGAUAAUUGAACAUAGCGUUUGAAAGAAUCUAUAUGUUAAUGAAUUUCUCUAAAUACUGUACAUCAACAAAAAUUGACUUUUUUACAUCAAAUAAACAUGUAUGAUACAUUUUAAAUUAAGAAGGAUUCCUACUGCCCCAAAUAUAGUAUAAA